Messenger RNA from Amorphotheca resinae ATCC 22711, 1332 nucleotides. RefSeq lists its product as hypothetical. The transcript is spliced from 2 exons. NCBI's taxonomy places the organism in Eukaryota, Fungi, Ascomycota, Leotiomycetes, Helotiales, Amorphothecaceae. The record is from RefSeq and is a predicted model, not a curated record. Bases 1 to 1332 code for a protein of 443 amino acids. Gene Ontology annotation, molecular function: oxidoreductase activity; FMN binding.
AUGGCUCCAGAACGUUACCCCUCCGAAAGCUCUGAUGCUACCCCCUUGGGCAAGCCCCUCACCUUCGAAUUCUCCGGAAGGACGGCUCCCAACCGCUUCCUCAAGGCUGCCAUGACCGAGCGUCUCUCAUCGUGGGACCCCAAGGACCUCAAGGCUCGAGGUAUCCCCUCCAAGAACCUCGUCAACCUCUACAAGCGAUGGGGCGAGGGCGGCUGGGGCCAGAUCCUGUCCGGCAACAUCAUGAUUGACUACGACCAGUUGGAAGGUCCAGGUAACCCAAUCGUGCCCCGCGAGGCUGGCUUCGAGGGCCCACGAUUCGAGGCCUUCAAGGCGAUGGCCACCGCUGCCAAGGCCCAUGGUAGUCUGUUUGUUGGCCAGGUCAGCCACCCCGGUCGCCAGGUUGAGGACAGGAUCCAGAAGAACCCCGUGUCUGCUUCAGAUGUGCAGCUUGCAGGCAACGUCAUGGGCAUGACAUUCGCCAAACCCCACGCUGCGACCCAGGAGGAGAUCAACGGCAUUAUCGACGGGUUCGCCCACGCUGCCGAAUACCUUGAGAAGGCUGGCUUCGACGGCAUUGAGUUGCACGGUGCUCACGGAUACCUGCUCGCGCAAUUCCUCUCCCUGACAACCAACAAGCGAACCGACAAGUACGGUGGCUCCCUCGAGAACCGUCUCCGCAUCAUCGUCGAGAUCGCAGAGGAGUGCCGAAAGCGGGUCAAGAAGGACUUCAUAAUUGGUAUCAAGGUCAACUCGGUGGAAUUCCAAGAGAAGGGUUUCACUCCCGAAGAAGCGAAGAGCCUCUGCUCCGCGUUAGAAGCUGCCAAGUUUGACUACGUUGAACUGUCAGGAGGAACCUACGAAUCUCUGGCAUUCAAGCACAAGCGCGAGUCCACCAAGAAGCGCGAAGCCUUCUUCCUCGAUUUCGCAGAGGAGAUUGUCAAGCCUCUUACCAAGACAAAGGCCUACAUCACCGGCGGUUUCAAGACCGUGGGCGCCAUGGUCAAGGCCCUCGACACUGUCGAUGGCUGUGGUCUCGGUCGCCCUGCCGCUCAAGAACCCCACCUCCCCAGAGAUAUGCUUGAGGGCAAGGUGACUGGCGCUAUCCACAUCAAGCUCGACGAGAAUGAUUUCGGCUUGGUGAACGUGGCAGCCGGCACACAGAUGAGACAGGUGGGCAAGGACCACGAGCCCAUCGAUCUCAGCGACGAGAAGAACGUGGAAGUCUUCCUGAAGGAUAUGCAAGCUUGGGGAGCGAAGCUGGCCGCCGACAAGGAGAUGAAGGAGUACGGAUACAUAGAUUUGACUGCUGCUAGCCGGCCUUACGUGCAAUGA